This is a messenger RNA of Epinephelus moara (kelp grouper), 1392 nucleotides long. RefSeq names its product voltage-gated potassium channel subunit beta-2-like. Gene Ontology annotation, biological process: regulation of potassium ion transmembrane transport; regulation of action potential; potassium ion transport. Gene Ontology annotation, cellular component: voltage-gated potassium channel complex; juxtaparanode region of axon; extrinsic component of cytoplasmic side of plasma membrane. Gene Ontology annotation, molecular function: transmembrane transporter binding; potassium channel regulator activity; voltage-gated potassium channel activity. The transcript is spliced from 13 exons. Bases 1 to 945 code for a protein of 314 amino acids. The record is from RefSeq and is a predicted model, not a curated record. NCBI's taxonomy places the organism in Eukaryota, Metazoa, Chordata, Actinopteri, Perciformes, Serranidae.
AUGGCGUCCGGUCGAGUGCAUGCCGGGAGAUUGGUGGUUGAGAGUGCGGUGGCAGAGGAGCUGGUGACGUUGGCAUAUGAGAAUGGGAUCAAUCUGUUCGACACAGCUGAAGUGUAUAAUGCUGGAAAGGCGGAAGUUGUCUUGGGAAGCAUCAUAAAGAAGAAAGGUUGGAGGCGUUCCAGUUUAGUCAUCACCACCAAAAUCUUCUGGGGUGGAAAAGCAGAAAUGGAAAGAGGAUUGUCAAGAAAACAUAUAAUCGAAGGUCUAAGGGCAUCACUAGAGAGACUUCAGCUGGAGUACAUAGAUGUGGUUUUCGCGAAUCGUCCAGAUCCUAACACACCUAUAGAAGAAACGGUGAGGGCGAUGACCCAUGUGAUCAACCAGGGGAUGGCCAUGUAUUGGGGGACAUCACGGUGGACCUCCAUGGAGAUCAUGGAGGCAUAUUCGGUGGCUCGACAGUUCAACCAGAUCCCACCCAUCUGCGAACAGGCAGAGUACCACAUGUUCCAGAGGGAGAAGGUUGAAGUGCAACUCCCUGAACUCUUCCACAAGAUAGGCAUUGGAGCUAUGACAUGGUCUCCACUGGCCUGUGGGAUCCUCUCAGGGAAGUAUAACAGUGGGAUCCCCUCUUGUUCACGUGCUGCACUCAAGGGUUAUCAGUGGAUGAAGGACAAGAUCCUGAGUGAGGAGGGGCACCGCCAGCAGAUGAAGCUCAAAGAGUUGCAGGCAGUGGCUGAGCGACUAGGCUGCACCCUGCCCCAACUAGCCAUUGCAUGGUGCCUGAGGAGUGAGGGGGUGAACUCUGUCCUGCUGGGAGUCUCCAGAACUGAUCAGUUGAUGGAGAAUGUCAGAGCAAUACAGGUUCUUCCGAAGUUAUCACUGUCAGUUGUAUCUGAGGUGGAUAACCUCUUGGGGAACAAGCCCUAUAGUAAGAAGGCUUCCUAGAAGAUCCUAGAAGCACCAGGGAUGAAUUGUCAUGCUGUCCUGCCUAUGAAUGAGAGACAGCAACACACAUGGGCAAUAUAUAUAUAUAUAUAUAUAUAUAUAUAUGUAUAUAUAUAUUCAUUUGUGACAGUAAACAGCGAAUAACAAGCAAAGAUUUGCCAUAACUCAUUUCACCAAGUUAAUGCACUGUCGAUAUACUUCCUUGUUCACAUUACCACAUAAUAAUUGUACAGUAUGCAAUACUUAUUACAGUUGUUUGAACAAAAGAAAAAAUUUAAAAAAGGCACUUUAUUGUAAUCAGCUAAAAAACUAGCUGAUCAUUGAGCAAGAUGCAGCAUGGUGCACCAAACAAGGCAUCUUCACUGUCUAAAGACUGUUAACUCAGCACAUCGCAGUAUGUGUAACUUCAAAUAUUCAUUGUUGCAUCUGCAUGCAAUUAAACACAUA